This is a messenger RNA of Dendrobium catenatum, 3640 nucleotides long. Its product is annotated as rho GTPase-activating protein REN1. Lineage: Eukaryota; Viridiplantae; Streptophyta; Magnoliopsida; Asparagales; Orchidaceae. The coding region runs from base 360 to 3341 and encodes 993 amino acids. The transcript has 23 exons. Gene Ontology annotation, biological process: signal transduction. The record is from RefSeq and is a predicted model, not a curated record.
GCGCUGUUGCCACCUUCAGUCGCUAUAUAAGGGAUCGAAUCAGCGCAUCCCAGGCAUCGCACGUUCUUCCACAAACCGUGAUUCGUCGCAUUUGUCCUCUCCUUCCCUACCCUUCCCUGCUUCGCGUCCCUUACCGCUCGCUGGAGCUGUAGAUUCACGAUCCCCAUCCAUCUACCGAGUCGCUCAAGGCCCCCUCCCUCGUCUUCGUCGACGGCUUUUACCGAGCUGCAAUUGCAGCAAGCUUGCCAACCCUCGACCCUGUUGCUGCGAGCCUUAUCCUCCGCAAGUUCCUUUCCCAUUAGUGGCCCUCUCCUUACUGUUCUAAUUUCGGCGUAGGCGACGAGCGUAGGUUGUAACAGAUGGCUUCGUUUCAAAUGAAUGAGAAUUCAAUACAAAGCACGGCUUGUAGAUGUGGUGAAGGGGACCAAAAUAUUUGGACAACAAGAACCUCUGAAAAUUCUGACAAUCAAUCAAGUAGCUGUCGUAAUUGUGAGAUCUUGAAGAGUGGGCCUCUGUUAAUAUCAUCUAAAGGAAUUGGAUGGACAUCUUGGAAAAAACGGUGGUUUGUUCUUUCUCGUAAAUCCUUGAUGUUUUAUAGGGUCGACCCUAACGCGCUACCUCAGAAAGGAAGUGAAGCCCCAAACCCCACACUUGGUGGCAUUGAACUCAACAACUCAGGGAGCGUGGUUGUGAAAACAGACAAAAAACUACUCACUGUCCUUUUUCCUGAUGGUCGGGAUGGGAGAGCUUUUACUCUGAAGACAGAAACCUUAGAAGAACUAAAUGAGUGGAAAGCUGUAUUAGAAGGUGCUUUGGCGCAAGCACCUAGUGCAAACCAAGUAAUGGGGCCCAGUGGAAUAUUUCUUAAUGAAGUAGCUGACUCAAUUGAAGCUUCAGUUGAUCUAUGCAAGGAUAAGCCUCCUACUACAUCUUCAAUCAUUGGGAGGCCAGUUUUACUUGCUCUACAAGAGAUUGAUGGCUCUCCUUCUUUCUUGGAGAAGGCCCUUAGGUUCAUUGAGGAACAUGGAAUUAAAGUUGAAGGCAUCUUACGGCAAUCUGCUGAUGUUGAAGAGGUAAUGCACAGGGUUCAGGAAUAUGAGCAAGGAAAAACUGAGUUUGGUCCUGAUGAAGAUGCUCAUGUUAUUGGUGAUUGCAUUAAGCAUGUGCUCCGGGAAAUGCCAUCAUCCCCUGUUCCAGUAUCAUGCUGUAUGACUCUGGUUGAUGCAUAUAGAACCUAUCGUGGAUCCAGAGUCAAGAACAUGCGUGAUGCAAUAUAUGGGACCUUCCCUGAGCCUAACCGUCGUUUGCUACAAAGGACUCUCCAGAUGAUACUAACUGUGGCUGCUCACAAAGCUGAGAACAGGAUGAGCCUCUCUGCUUUGGCUGCUUGUAUGGCACCUUUACUUCUUCGCCCACUUCUGGCUGGUGAAUGUGAACUCAGUAAUAGUUUUCAAAUGGAUAGUGAUGAAUCUUUUCAACUUUUGCAAGCUGCUGCAGCUGCAAACCAUGCUCAAGCUAUAGUGCUAAUUCUUCUGGAGGAGUACAAAAAUAUAUUUGAUGAUAACUCUUUUUCUUCAGAGCUUUACACUGAGUCAGAAGAUGAUGAUAUUGAGGAUGAUGAAUCAACUGAUAAUGAUAUCUCCCAAGUGGAUGGAUAUCGUGAUGCAGAGAAUGACAAAAAACCAGAUGCAGAGGGUAAUAUGGAUCAUUCUUAUAGUGAAACCUCCAGUGGAAGUGACAAUGAUGUUGGUAGUGAAGAUGAUAGUGAUUUGGGUAGUGAUGUUGACAGCGAAGUUGGCGGUAAUGUUGGCAGUCACAUAGGCAAUGAUGUUGGCAGUAAUGUAAGAAGCGAUGCUCAUUGUGAUGUUGACAGCAAUGGUGUUAGUGUUGUCAGGAGUGAUGCAGGCAGUGAUAUGGGGAGUAAUUUGUCAAGAGACCAGGACAUUAAAGACAUUAGUGCUCAUUCUAUAGCUGCUAGAAAUUUGGAGGUUGUUGAAAACACUGCGAUAAGUUCAAAAAAAGUCUCCGCAUUUCUCCAUGAUGAUAUUUACCUCAAAACAUCUGCAUCUGCCCAUGACCAAUCGUCAGCAUAUAUUCCAUCCUUUGGCAAUGCUGACAUACAGCAUGAUGAUGACUUGCCAAUUGAAAAUACUAACUCAACCAUACCACUUUAUCAAGAGUCUCAUGAGCCCACUGUCGGUUUUUUGUCUACAAUUGUAACGAAUAAUUUAGUUAAUCUCAAACCUUCUGCCCCCAGCAUAAUAAAAUUUGCAGAACAAUCAAAGGAAGCAAAACCUGCUAUGCGAAAUAAAUUGGGGCGUACCUCUGCAAGGAAAAACCUUUCAGUGGACUCAAUUGAAGACAUCAGUGAUGAUGAGUCUGCUAUUCAGAGGCUUGAGAAUGCCCAGAUAGAUCUUCUAACUAAAAUUUCAGAAGAGAUAAAAGGGAAUGCAGUUUUGCAAGCAAGUUUGGACAGGCGAAAGGAAGAUUUGCCAGAACGUCGUUUGGCUCUAGAGAAAGAAGUGGUAAGGUUGAAAGCAAUAUUGCAGAAAGAGAGAGAUUUAAGGUCACACUUGGAGUCUGGUUUGAUGAACCUACAGUCCGACAAUUUAACCACCUUAGCUUGUUUAGAUCGCAAGAUUAUUGCCGAUCUUGAAGAAAUUGCUCUUUCAGUAAGUGAUAUCAAUAAUUUGAAGCACAAUAUCACUGAUCUCACUGAACAGCUACACCAUGGAUGUACUACUUUAUGUCAAUCCUGCGGUCAACCUAUUUAUAGAAGAGAUGAAAGACAGGAAAAAGCAGAUGAUAUUCCUAAUGAACAUAAAAAAGAUAACCCGUUGAAACAUGACAAUACGAAAGAUGAGGCCAAAAGUUCAACUUCUUUGAAGGAAAGACAAACAUACCAAAAGCUAUUACCAAGAGUUUCAAAUCAGAGUGUUGCAAGAUAUUCUGAAGCUUCAUUAUCUGAAGAUCGAAAUAGAGCAUCAAAGAAGCUUGCAAGGUGGGAAGGUACAAAAAAGGAUGCUUUAGAGUCUCCAACUAGGAGAAUGUCUUCCCAGAAGCAAAAACCUAGUAUUUCAUCGGUAAACAGUGAGACAUAUGAAGAAACAAAUAACACAGUAUUUUCAGAAGAACAAAUAACACUUCUUCGCAACAAUGCAACAAGAAGACAGGCUCACAAGAUUGAGGAGGGAUUCUCAUCAGCAUCUACACUGACAAAGCUAACAAAUCGACUCAACUUUCUCAAGGAAAGGCGCGUCCAACUCGCUAAUGAGCUACAAAAUUUGGAUUCGGGUCGAGCCGCUGGCUUUGAAGCUCCUUUGAAAACGAAUAACAACUGAUUUGGAAUUUGCUUGAUUCACAAAAAAGCUGUGCUCUUACCAGAUCAAUGGUUUUGUAGGGAAUUCAAAUGCUUAGCAUUUGAUGAUUUAUUAUAAUGUUAAGCUUAUAACAACAAUUUGUUGCUCUCAUCAGGUCUAUCAGGAUAUUUAAGUUCCGAUUAUCCACGGGAGAACUGAAGACUCAUUUGUGGAGUAUUCUAGUACUGUCUUUCUUUUCGUCAAAGAUUCCUUAUAUAUUAUUGUAAAAUUUUCUAUUUGAAAACUAACCACUGUAAAUAUUUUAUUGUAAAGUUUUCAAC